Molecule: messenger RNA, 774 nt
Organism: Glycine soja
Lineage: Eukaryota; Viridiplantae; Streptophyta; Magnoliopsida; Fabales; Fabaceae
Product: beta-amyrin 24-hydroxylase-like
Exons: 3
Coding region: 1-774 (257 amino acids)
Cellular component (GO): membrane
Molecular function (GO): iron ion binding; heme binding; oxidoreductase activity, acting on paired donors, with incorporation or reduction of molecular oxygen, NAD(P)H as one donor, and incorporation of one atom of oxygen
Source: RefSeq, a predicted model, not a curated record
AUGGAUGCUGCUGUCCCUUAUCACACGAAGCACAAACAACCAAGUCCACCAGCACUUUUCAAUGGCCCUUAUUGGCGCUUCAUCAAGAAGCUUUGCAUGACUCAGCUUCUCUCGAGCUCGCAGGUCGCGCACUUCGUGCACGUGCGAGAGCAGGAGAUAAAUAGCCUCUUGAAAAAUGUCAUGGUUUGUUCCAAUGAAGGUAGGGUUAUGGAUUUGAGCUUUGAGCUCACUGCUUUGACCAACAAUAUCUUGUGUCGGAUGGCUAUGAGCACUAGCUGUUUGGACAGAGUUGAUGAUGCUGCGGAGGUUCUUGGCUUGGUGAGGGAGUUUUUGGGGAAAUUUGACUAUUUUGGCUAUGGGAAGAAGCUUGUCAGAAUAGUUGACAGAUUUGAUAAGGUUUUGGAGCGUAUCUUGGAGGAACAUGAAGUGAAAAACACGGGACAUGAUGGAUAUUCUGUUUCAAGAUAUUUUCCUAGCGGGUUGCAAUGGGCAAUGGCGGAAAUCAUGAACAACCCAGGAGUGUUUGAAAAGGUGAAGGCAGAGAUUAACACAGUGGUGGGAACUAACAGGUUGGUCAACGAACCAGACAUUCCAAAUCUACGUUACCUCCAAGCUGUCGUGAAGGAAGUUUUAAGACUCCAUCCAACGGCGGAGAGAGGGUUUGUAUGGAAGAAGGGUCCUCGUUUUCUACUGGAUUGGCAAAGCCUCUUGUUUGUUCCCCUGUCACUUGUUUCAAUCCUUUUUAACUCAACUUUCCAAAAAAUAAUGACAUAG